Phytophthora nicotianae INRA-310 is the source of this 1269-nucleotide messenger RNA. RefSeq lists its product as hypothetical. Lineage: Eukaryota; Oomycota; Peronosporomycetes; Peronosporales; Peronosporaceae. Gene Ontology annotation, cellular component: cytoplasm. The record is from RefSeq and is a predicted model, not a curated record. Gene Ontology annotation, molecular function: guanyl-nucleotide exchange factor activity; G-protein alpha-subunit binding. The coding region runs from base 1 to 1269 and encodes 422 amino acids. The transcript is spliced from 7 exons. Gene Ontology annotation, biological process: G protein-coupled receptor signaling pathway.
AUGACGGCGUGGAUUGAGGAGUUUGCUCGCGCUGUAGAGAUCGGUACAGCUCACUUGAACUCGGUUCCAGGACGCGAGGAAGCUGUAGAAAGGAUUCUAGCUUUUCUGGCAAAGGUGAAUAACCCUACAGUAGAGAACGAUGAAGCCAUUUGUCGUCUUUUGGGCGCGUGCAGAGUAUUCAUGCGUGAUCGGAGAGGAAUCGAUAAGCUCUUAUCAGCUGAGUCACUGGACAGCUUCUUGCUGCUUGCUGAAAAUCGGUCGUGGAGUUCGGCUCUACGGGAAGAGGCUCUCAAGUGCAUGAUCAAUUCGGUGUACUCGCGACCAGAGUUUGUAUCACAAACUCUCAUUGAUCAAGGUUUCGUCGCGCGAUUGUUGAGUAUUGCAAAGAUGGGAGACGAUGUUGCACUACACUGGCUGGUCUGGAAAGUCUUGCUGGUUUCUUGUGAAGCUCCUGAAUAUUGUGUUCGCAUGGUUAAAGAUUGCUACUCAAUUGUGGUCUUGAUCCCUCAGACACUGUUCUACGGGUUCAACCACGGAAACCAGGCCGAAAUCGCCAUUGGAGCGCGUGCAACCUUACUUCUCGACUUGGUCAAGUUGAUCACUGUGCUAGUAAACGAAAUGCAGUGGACAGCAGAGCAGGAAACACUGCAACCGGAUAUUUUCCGUACUGUUCAUCGACUUGGGCGUUUGCUACUGGAGAUUCUACAGUUCAAACAUCCAAGCUUAUCUCCGCUGAACGACAGUCUUAUCGAGCUGAAGAAUAAAGUAAUGGAGGUGUUCAUGUUCCUCCCGGGAAGUCUUUUGGCAGCAUUUAUCCAGCAGCAACAUCGCGAAAAUGCUGGUUAUAUAGAAAGAUCACUACUCUCACCAGUUCUAGAUCAUCUACACGCCAUGUUGCUCGUAGUACGGGUCGAGAAAACCAGCCCGCUGAAGGAGAUGCUGCCCACAAUUAUCGUGUGCCACAAUCUGGCAAAGACUGGUGGCCAAGACAUCCUAACGUGCUUCAAGGAUGCUGUUUUACCAGCAACAGAGCCCACAGACUCUGUCACCAAUGCCUUUGGCCGGACAAAGAUACUUUUCUUCAAACACUUGAAGUUUUUCCUCACAUGCCUCGACACUGACGUCCGUCGCUACACAUCCGAGUGGUUGUUCCUGCUGUGCGAUGAAAAUGGUAAGGAUUUCUCACUUCUCAACUCUUUUAUUGCUUGUAUGGGGGUGUCAUCCUAUGCUUUUCAUUUUCAAAAUUUGCUUCCUGUUGCCCCCCGUUGA